Anguilla anguilla (European eel) is the source of this 1789-nucleotide messenger RNA. RefSeq names its product homeobox protein Hox-D8-like. The coding region runs from base 371 to 1075 and encodes 234 amino acids. The record is from RefSeq and is a predicted model, not a curated record. The transcript is spliced from 2 exons. NCBI's taxonomy places the organism in Eukaryota, Metazoa, Chordata, Actinopteri, Anguilliformes, Anguillidae. Gene Ontology annotation, molecular function: DNA-binding transcription factor activity, RNA polymerase II-specific; RNA polymerase II transcription regulatory region sequence-specific DNA binding. Gene Ontology annotation, biological process: regulation of transcription by RNA polymerase II. Gene Ontology annotation, cellular component: nucleus.
UACGCGUACUUCGGUUACUUGCGUGCAUGUGCAAGCGUUGCGUGGGAUAUAGUAAUCCGCCAAUUAUCUUAACCAAAUCUCUAUGGCAGUUUAUUGAAAGAAAAAAAUAUAUUCAGAUCACAGAGGCUGUUUGUUUGCCUCGGGACCGUUAAAUGUAAAACGAAGGAAAACAUUUUCCAGUCAGGCGUUAAUUUCAUUCUGCACUGUGAUCAAAAGGACACGGCAAAGACUUUGGGUCUAUUCCACACAAGUGCUCACUGAUCACUGGAUUUGAGAAAGCAUUAUGCGCUCAAUAUAGACUGUUGGAUGACAAAGAUCUUCAGUCAAAAUUGAUCCGUCGUUAUUUUCAGUAAAUAACCUUAUAGGAGAAAUGAGCUCUUAUUUUGUCAACCCCUUCUAUUCAAAGUACAAACCGAGCGAGGCAAUAGUUCCAGCCUACUACGAUUCUCCUUUUUCACAAGAUGUCAACAGUGGGCAUGCGAUGGUGUAUGGCAACAAUGCAAGUUUCCAACAUUCCGCACAAGUCCAAGAAUUUUACCACCAUGGGACCGCAGCAAUACCGAAUGCAAGUUAUCAGCCGAAUCCUUGUGGAAUUACGUGUCAUAGCGACCGCUCUAAAUUUUACGGAUACGAUAACUUACAGAGACAGCAGCUCUUUACGACACAGCGAGAGGCCGAGCUGCUACAAUACCCUAACUGUAAAUCGUCCGGUAGUAAUACUGGCUGGCAACCAGAAUGCUUAAAUCAGAACUCGUCUCCUUCUCAGAUGUUUCCCUGGAUGAGACCUCAAGCUCCCGGAAGAAGAAGAGGCCGGCAGACAUAUAGCCGAUUCCAAACCCUGGAACUUGAGAAAGAAUUUCUCUUCAACCCUUAUCUGACAAGAAAACGAAGAAUUGAGGUUUCCCAUACACUAGCUUUGACCGAGAGACAGGUGAAAAUCUGGUUCCAAAAUAGGAGAAUGAAGUGGAAAAAAGAAAACAACAAAGACAAGUUUCCAACCUCGCGGCCAGACGCACAGCUCAAAAUUGAAGCAGAGCAUUUUGAUCCUCAGAGAUCCGUUAAAGAGACAAAUUAAUAAAAAAUUUUUAAAAAUAAAACAUUAGGCUAAUUUCAGACCCGUCUUCUAAAUAUGAUUGGAAAAUCUCUCUCUCUCUCUCUCUCUCUCUCUCUCACACACACACACACACACACACACACAAUCAUUAAAUAGCUUAUUAGUUAUUAUUCGAUUUUUUGGUUUUCCAUGAACGUAAAUGAGAAUAGCUUUAACAGUAUUUGUGUGUUUAAUUAUUAAAUUUGUAUUAUGUUCAUUUAAAGCAAAAUCUUUUUCAAAAUCAUUAAGGAAAAAUCAUUUUCAAUGAUUAAAAUUCAGUCAUGUAUUUUGGGGAGCUGUUAGCCUAAGUAUAACGUGCCUUGAUCAACCUUGUCUUUUUGUAUUUUUUAUUAUUCGACAAUAUAAUAUAGCCUGUCGUUUUUCAUUUAAUUGUAAAGUUGUUUCUUUUUUACCCUGCACAUUUUGGGUGUACAUCUGUGCUGGAAAAUGAUGUGCUAGUUGUAUGUUGUAUCAAGCCAGCCCAGUUGCAAAAAAAUUCUACUUUGGCCUUCACGAUUUCUUCACACAAACCCAAGCACACAUAUAUGUACUCAUGCAUAUUUCGCUCUGGUUUGCGCCUUAAAUUAAACAACAAUGGGAACAUAUUAAAAAUCAUAACUAGCAUAUGCGGAAAAAGUCAACAAAAAGCUGUACAUUUCACAUUGAUGUUUUAGUAAAUAAAACAAUUAAAAUAUU